Messenger RNA from Drosophila ficusphila, 569 nucleotides. RefSeq lists its product as uncharacterized. The record is from RefSeq and is a predicted model, not a curated record. Bases 70 to 495 code for a protein of 141 amino acids. The transcript has a single exon. Lineage: Eukaryota; Metazoa; Arthropoda; Insecta; Diptera; Drosophilidae.
GCAGUGAUUUUCAGGCGUGCAUUACAGAAUCUCAAAAAACAUUAACAUUAGAAAAAUAAAGUAGCUACCAUGCUUAAAAAUAUGUUGAAAAUUACACUAAUUGUGGCAAUCCUGCCAAUAAUUAGUUUGGCCGCUGAUCCCGAAGAUGGACUGCACAAAUACCGCGCCUCUCCAAAACUCACGGGGCCUGUGAAACUGCUCCACGAUCCCGAGGACGGCAUAUUGAACACUCUGGACGAGGCUCUUGAGAAGAUCUCUACGAUUUAUAUGCAGGCCUUGUUCGCUGGCACCCACACUCCGGAGUUGGAAGCUCCACUGAGAGCCCUUGAAAUCGAGUUGUUCGAUCUGUUGGAUCAGCUCUAUAAGCAGAAUCGUCUGAAGGACUACAUGAAGUACGAAGCGGAAGUGACGCGACAAAUGAUAAUCUACAACAUGCUCAAGAGAUUGUUUGGCUACACUCAGGAUAUUGUGGAGGUUGAGGAUGGAGCCCUCUGAGCUGUAAAUUAUAAAUUUGUUCUCUAGACUUAUGAUAAAUAACCACACAGAUUAAAUAUAUAAAACAAGAUGCA